CUCAAAUAUUUCAUUUGGGGAAAUUUUGUAACCUAAUAGGCUUGGGAUGAUCAGAAACCGUCAUAAUAGUUCUUGGGGAUCAUGCAAUAAGUCUUUUCUUCUCCACCAUCUUCUUGAUUAAGUAAUCUCCAUGCCAUUGAAACCCACCCACAUAGCCAUCCAUGGAAUACAGCAAUUGGGCUGAAUCGCUUCAAACCGAAACCCCACUCCCCUCUUUCCCACAACCCUCAUCCUCAUAUCCUCCUACCUAUUACCCCUCUUACCCUCAAAACCCUAACCCCUCUUCUUCUUCUUCUUCUUCUCUUCCCAUCAACCCUCCCGGGGUUGAUCCCCAAACACCAUUGAACCCUAUUAGCUAUGCGGCUCAUGAACCCGUUCCCGCUUUGAUCUACGCUCAGAGACUUGUUGGGGAUAAUUCGUCUUCUGGGUAUUGCUUGGACCAGAAUUGGGCUGCUAGAGAUGCUGUUAGGCAAUUUGGUACUGACCCUACUCUCUAUGCACCUGGCAUCUCUUUGCCAUCCAAUGGCUCAGAACAGUUGGCUAUGGCAAAUCCUAGUAGCUCUCUGUGGUGGACAAAUACCACAACUCUACCUCAUGUCAAUGGAAUACUGAAGAAGAACCAAAAGAAAGCUAAAACUAAGAUUGUGCAACCUGCAUUUUGUGAAGUUUGCAAGAUAGAAUGCACCAGCAAGGACGUUUUGGACCAGCAUAAAUUAGGAAAGAAGCACAAGAAGAACGUGGAGAAAUUAAGGGAAUCAUUGACACCUACCCAAGUUCAACCAUCUGUGUCAUCUAAGCCUUUAAUAGGACCCCAAUUACCGGAUGAUAAGAGCAAGUCCACAAGUGGGAAUAAGAGUAAGAGAAAAAAAGUUGAAACUGCAGAGGAUUUGGAGAAAAAGAAAAUGAAAGUUCUUGAGGGUGGGGCAGCAGCUUCAGCAGUUAAGAUAUGUGCUAUAUGUAACGUGGUGUGUAAUAGUGAGACAGUUUAUAACUAUCAUCUUGCAGGACAAAAGCAUGCUGCUAUGCUGAAGAAAGCAUCGGGCCAUAUGCAAUCCAGUGCCAGUUGAAUUCUCCCCUUUUUGUUUAGGAACAUCACUUGUUUUAGCACCUCCAAUCUGCAUUUGAAUAGAAUAUCAUCCAUUGCUUAAUUAUUAGUUUGAAUAUGAAAAUGGGCAGAAUAUAUAUACAUUUCUGCAAGUACAAAACCUUGCAAUGCCAACAGUUUUUCCUUUUUUUUUUUCUUUUUCUUUUGGACUAUUAGUGAAAACUAUCAAAUGAUCAAAAAGAUUUUUUUUUUCUGU
This is a messenger RNA of Glycine soja, 1301 nucleotides long. Its product is annotated as zinc finger RNA-binding protein-like. The coding region runs from base 162 to 1067 and encodes 301 amino acids. The transcript has 2 exons. Lineage: Eukaryota; Viridiplantae; Streptophyta; Magnoliopsida; Fabales; Fabaceae. The record is from RefSeq and is a predicted model, not a curated record. Gene Ontology annotation, molecular function: nucleic acid binding; zinc ion binding.